Molecule: messenger RNA, 5097 nt
Organism: Nematolebias whitei (Rio pearlfish)
Lineage: Eukaryota; Metazoa; Chordata; Actinopteri; Cyprinodontiformes; Rivulidae
Product: disabled homolog 2-interacting protein
Exons: 15
Coding region: 135-3023 (962 amino acids)
Biological process (GO): regulation of GTPase activity
Source: RefSeq, a predicted model, not a curated record
AGAAUAUUUUGGAGUUCCUACUUGUUGCUCAUGGUGUUCUGUUUGGAUCGAGAUGAUCUUCCUUUAGUGUUUUUCACCUGCGGUUGGACCUUACUUGAGAGUCUCCCUCAGAGCAGACUGGACGCCGGCGCAGUAUGCCAGGCUCCUCUGAGAAAAACACGGCCUCCGUGGAGGCAGGAUCCAUCACUGCUGCACCUUUCAGAGUCACCGUGAGCACCGGCUUCCUCAGUCGAAAGCUGAAAGGAUCCAUUAAACGCACCAAGAGUCAACCCAAACUCGACCGGAACUCCAGCUUCAGACACAUCCUGCCUGGGUUCAGGAGCUUUGACAAUGACAGAUCCCAUCUGAUGCCCAGGCUGAAGGAGUCUCGGUCCCAUGAGUCUUUGCUCAGCCCCAGCAGUGCUGUGGAAGCUCUUGACCUAAGUAUGGAGAACGAGGUCAUCAUCAAGCCUGUGCACAGCAGCAUCCUGGGACAGGACUACUGCUUUGAGGUCACGACCUCCACAGGAAGCAAAUGUUUCUCCUGUCGUUCUUCAGCUGAAAGAGACAAAUGGAUGGAGAACUUGAGGAGAGCCGUGCAGCCGAACAAGGUGAAUAAAGGCUGGAGGGACUGGACCAGUUCAAGGGCCUGGGACUUCCUCACAGAUUUGAUGAUGUCGGAGGUGGACCGCUGUGGGGAGAAUGAGCACCUCAUCUUCAGAGAAAACACACUAGCCACAAAGGCCAUCGAAGAAUAUCUGAAAUUGGUGGGACAGAAGUACCUGCAGGACGCCCUCGGUGAGUUCAUUAAGGCUCUGUAUGAGUCUGAUGAGAACUGUGAGGUGGAUCCAUCCAAGUGUUCAUCUGGAGACCUGGCAGAACAUCAGAGUAACCUGAAGAUGUGCUGUGAGCUGGCCUUCUGCAAAAUCAUCAACUCCUACUGUGUGUUUCCACGAGAGCUGAAGGAGGUCUUUGCAUCGUGGAGACAGGAGUGCAGUAACCGGGGGCGACCGGACAUCAGUGAGCGGUUGAUCAGCGCCUCCUUGUUCCUGAGGUUUCUGUGUCCGGCCAUCAUGUCGCCCUCCCUGUUUAAUUUGAUGCAGGAGUAUCCUGAUGACCGCACAGCGCGAACGCUCACCCUCAUCGCUAAAGUCACACAGAACCUGGCCAACUUCACCAAGUUUGGAAACAAGGAGGAAUACAUGUCUUUCAUGAACCAGUUCCUGGAGCAUGAGUGGACCAACAUGCAGCGUUUCCUGCUGGAAAUCUCCAACCCAGAGACGAUCUCCAACACGUCAAGCUUUGAGGGCUACAUCGACCUGGGCAGGGAGCUCUCCACCCUGCACUCCCUUCUCUCAGAGGUGGUCUCCCAGAUGGACCAGAACGCAGCUUCGAAGCUGGGCCCUCUUCCCAGAAUCCUGAGGGAGGUAAACAUGGCUCUGUCCAACCCGUCCAGUAUCCACAUGACACCCAGUCAGCCCUCAGAACCGGUGCACUCUCCUCCUGAGGCAGGCAGCAGCAUUUCCACUGGCCUGCAGAAGAUGGUCAUCGACAACGAGCUGUCGGGAUUGGUUGACUUCACCAGGUUACCCUCACCCACCCCGGAAAAUAAGGACCUCUUCUUUGUGACGAGGAGCUCAUGUAUCCAGCCAUCGCCUGCACGCAGUUCCAGUUACUCUGAGACAAAUGAGCCUGACCUGAGUAUGAUUAACGGCAGCAAAAGUUUGUCCAUGGUGGACCUCCAGGACCCCCAUACUCUGGACAUUGAAACUGGUCCUAGCCCCUCAGAUGCUCUGGGUGAAGGCCAAGCUUCUGGUGGAGGUUGGUCAGCCAGAAUGUCACAAGGCAGCAUUCCAGCAGGUCCUCCCCUGAGGAGGCCAGGCCAGACCCCCACCACCCCUGGAACAGAAAGUGCUCCAGGCCGACCUGCCCAGCUGCUUGCACCACUGUCCUUCCAGAACCCAGUUUACCAGAUGGCAGCCUGCUUGCCCAUGUCCCCUCGAGGAAUGACAGACUCAGGGUCAGAGUGCCACAGUUCUGUUAGUUCCCAUAGUAACAAUGAGGACGGGCCAGCAGCAGGAAAACAAGCCUUCAUGAACCAUGGUGGAGGAGGAGGAGGGGGGAGCAGUGGCGACGAGUACACCAGGCGAACGGGAGAGUUCAACCGCCGACAGCUGUCCCUGACAGAAACACCGCACCAGCCCAGUGUGCCCAGACAGAACAGUGCUGGUCCACAGCGGAGGAUAGACCAACCUCCACCUCAGAGCAUCACUCGAGGUCGCACACCCCCAAAUCUGCUCAGCAGUGGACCCUACCCCCGUCCGCCUUCUGGCAACGUGAUGACAUCAUCCCCCGAUUGGCCUACUGGCGGGAACCAGAUACGGCAACAAUUAUCUUCGUCUAAUGUUGACAGUCCUGAGAGCAAGCAGAAAGCUCAGCACAAACAGGCCCCCUCCCCAGUGAACCCCAGUGCAUUGGAACGUACAGCAGCCUGGCUGUUGAAUAUGAAUAUGCAGUUUUUAGACCAUGAGGGGAUGGAGCCCGAGUCACUGAGACACACAGACCAUCUAACUGAGGUGGAGAAGUACCAACAGGAGAUCACAGUGCUGCAGGAGAAACUGAGAACAUCUGUGCAGAAGCUGGAGGAGUAUGAGGUCCGCCUGAAGGGUCAGGACGAGCAGGCCCAGAAGGUUCUGAUGGAGUAUCAGGCCAGGCUGGAGGAGUCAGAGGAGCGUCUGCGCAGACAGCAGGAUGAUAAAGACCUCCAGAUGAAGAACAUCAUCAGCCGGUUAAUGUCGGUGGAAGAGGAGCUGAAGAAGGAUCACUCUGACAUGCAGGCAGUCGUCGACUCCAAACAGAAGAUUAUUGAUGCGCAGGAGAAGCGGAUAGCAUCACUGGAUGCUGCCAACGCUCGUUUGAUGAGCGCUCUCAGUCAGCUGAAGGAACGUUACAGCAUGCAGACCCGCAACGGGAUCUCCCCCACCAACCCCAGCAAACUGCAGAUUACAGAGAACGGAGAGUUCAGAAACAGCAGCAACUGCUAGACGUUCCUGGGUACAGAUUUUCAAAGAUAGGAUGUGGAGGAGCUUCAGAGACACUAGGGGGGAUGAGUGGACUACAUCUGCAAGGUGUUUAGAAGGCGAUGUGGGAGUGAGGAGCAGCAUGACAGGCAGAUCACCUGACCGAGGAGGCGGGACCUUUGUUAUCACAGUGACUGACAGAGGCGGGGCUUGUAUAUAAAGACUCAGCCGUCCAUCACUCUGUCCAGUCGCUGGCACAAACCACUACAUGACCACCUCUAGAAAUGGUCUCCAUAGCAACCAUCACGUCCUCCUCUCCUCCCUGACGGCUGAGCAGAGCCAUUAAUCCAACAGCUUUUCUCUUCAGUCUUCUCCAGAGGUUUUCUUUAUAAGGCAUUAUUUGAAAGCGUUCUUAAAAACCAAAUAGGAGCUAAAAAUUGAUAUUUUUAGUCUAAAACAAUCUUUACUUCCUGUUUAACUCAUGGGUUUGUUCCUUGACCGCCCCAAAUGCAGAGCACUUUGUGAAAAACUAUUGGUACAUAAAAACGCCUUAACUAGGAACACACCUCAAUAUUAACAACCCACCUCUGCUUUUCUCCAAAAAUGGCACAACUUAUACUGUGGAUUUGUAAAGAAUACAGCAGUAAACUGCGAACAUGUUGAUGUAUUAUAAAAAUCUAAGUAAAUGUGAUAUUAUAUUAAUGACAUUUAAUAUUAAUGUAUGCAGCUUUUUUCCUUCUUUAAACACAUAUACUUAUAUUUGAUAAACAGAUCCCUUUAUUUAGGAGUGAAAUCUAGUUUUAUUUUUCUUCUCUGAUGAUGAGAGUGUAGUUCUUUUCAUCGUUUGGACCCUGGAGGAAGAGACCACACCAAGCAGUGAUCCUAAGAACAUCUAUAAUUUUCCACCCUUCAUGCACAGUCAGGUGGUUUGUUGUUCUUCUGGACUGUGGGGGGUGUUCUCUUGUUGAACAGGAGCUUUGAGAGAUGAGCAGAGAUGCACUCCCUCACACUAACACUGGAGCAGUCUUUCCUCUCUAACUGCUUUAUUUGUUCAUGGUGAUGAAGCUGCAUCCUAACUGGGACUCUUUACAUCCUCGAGCCAACAUCUCCUCCUCAUCUGUUCUUUUCUUACCAUCCAAAUUUCUUCUGAAUGUAAAGACAGUGUCCAGUCCUUCUUAUGGCUCCUGUCAUCAUUAGCAUCUCAGCAUCGGUAUUUUGUGCAUUUAUAUCCCCAUUUUUCUUAUCUGUAACAGAUUGGAGGUGUGAGGCUCUGCAUGUUUCAGAGACAGGCUUAGGAUCGGGUCAGACCGUGACAGACACCACGGGUAGAUUUAUAACCGCAUGUAUCAUGAGAAGGGACAGUCUGGGAAGAUGUAAAUAAAAUGCUAACACUAUUUUAGCUAACGUUACCAGAGCUUUUUGUAUGUUUCUCGUGCUCAGACUCUGCUGUCUGAUCUGGAUGUUGUAAAUAUAGUCCGUUCUCACUGGCUAGAAGUGUACAGUUAACCUGAUUUCUCUGGUAAUGCUCUAACCCUAACCCUUACCACGGCCCAAACACUGAUUGCAGAGGAGUUUGACGCUCCAGAUGGAUGCCUUUCUAGUCUCAGGCCAAGCCAAGUCCGACAAGAUGCGAAAGCACAAUCCUGUAACUCUCAUCAGUCUGAAUAGUUGAUUUUUAGAAAUCAUAAAACCUGUUUUUGGUACAACCCUUAUUCUGUUAAUGAAAUCAACAUGCAGUCAUUUGCAAAAGUCAUUAACUCACAUUUUAUUCACAACAGAACAUAAAUAUAUCAAAAUAAGGUCAUUUUGAAUUUGAUGGCAGCAACACAUCUCAAAAAGUUGGGACAAAGGCAACUAAAGGAUUUAAAAGUUCAGUUAAGAUACAGUCAAAAAGCAUUGUACAAGAUUAUUUAGCAACAAGUUGGUAAGGGGACUGGAUAAAAAAAGAACAUUUCAGAAAAGAUGAAUCUCUCAGAAUGGCACAAUGGAUCAGUUGGUAGAGCUGCCAUCUCUCAGCGAGAAGGUUGCCGGAUUGAAUCCUGGCCGGGCGGCCAUUCUAGGUGGAGUUUGCAUGUGUGGGUUUUCUCCGGGUACUCUA